AUGUCAACAGAUAACACGGCAAACACACCAAAGUCCGCAAAGACGAAAAAGAACAAGGACGACAAGUCAGCAAAGAAGCGACGACACGACGAGCAAGCCACAGCACCAGGAGCAGAAGCAUCAGAACCCACAAUCGAGAGCCUACCAAAGCGUCCGCGCAUUGCCUCGCCAGCUGCACACGCGGACGCAACCAGCACAUCACCUUUUGUCAAGCAAACCUCAUCCUUCUACCUCCCUCUGUCGCCAAUCUACCACGCCUUCCCCGUCGACGGCCUCUGCGCAGAGCACAUCUCCCCUCUACUCCUCACCUACCACCCACCCCUCGGCGGCGUUAUCCUCUCCUACUCCAACCCACGCCUCUCCAACACCCCCGCCAACGCUCCCUCCUCGCGUGACGGUCCAGAUGCCUCUCCCACCGUUCUCGCAAAGUCAAUUGACGAAUACGCCGUUUCCUUCAUCUGGCUAACCGUCGAUUUCAUCCUGCUACGCCCCACCCCAGGCGCCGUCAUCGAAGGCUACGUCAGCCUCCAGAAUGAAUCCUACCUGGGUCUCGUGUGCUGGAAUUUCUUCAACGCAGGCGUAGACCGCAAGCGCAUUCCCUCGACUUGGAAAUGGGUGCCCAAUCACAAUGCCAAUGCCGGCACCAAGAGCAGCACCGAUUGGAUGAGGGGUUUGCGCAACAAGAGUGACGAAAGCAGUGGUCAUUACGUUGAUGAGAAUGGCAACAAGAUUGAAGGAAAAGUCAAAUUCACAGUCAAGGAUUUCGAGUCUGCGCCCAGCACGGAGCGUGAAAGAGGCUUCUUGAGCAUCGAGGGUACGCUGUUGAGUCCCGAGGAAGACAAGGCGUAUGACAAGGAGCUCAAGGCUGCGAGAAAGGUGCCGAAAAAGAAGAGGGUGCCUGCUUUGAAUGUCAACCCUGAGUAA
Aureobasidium namibiae CBS 147.97 is the source of this 924-nucleotide messenger RNA. RefSeq lists its product as uncharacterized. Gene Ontology annotation, biological process: DNA-templated transcription initiation. The transcript has a single exon. Gene Ontology annotation, cellular component: RNA polymerase I complex. Bases 1 to 924 code for a protein of 307 amino acids. NCBI's taxonomy places the organism in Eukaryota, Fungi, Ascomycota, Dothideomycetes, Dothideales, Saccotheciaceae. The record is from RefSeq and is a predicted model, not a curated record.